Penicillium paradoxum is the source of this 2085-nucleotide messenger RNA. RefSeq lists its product as uncharacterized. The transcript is spliced from 2 exons. The record is from RefSeq and is a predicted model, not a curated record. NCBI's taxonomy places the organism in Eukaryota, Fungi, Ascomycota, Eurotiomycetes, Eurotiales, Aspergillaceae. The coding region runs from base 1 to 2085 and encodes 694 amino acids.
AUGGAAUCAACCAAGUCUCCAAAAAGGCCUACUCUUAGGUGGGACCAAUACAAACGAGAAGUACUCUGCUGUUUAUACCGAUUCUUCAAGCAUGACAAAAAACAGGUUGAGGAAAUCUUCUCCUACAUCUUCAGGGAGCAUCUGAAUGAACGUGGCAUUCGGGGCUUCGUUCCAUUUUCCACCCUCAACACCCAGUGGUCUUGGAUGAAGCAUGAACGCAAUCCGGUCUGGUGUCAUGUUCAUAUAGACACCGCAUUUGACAAUCACGCUGAUUGGAAGGAGAUUAUCACAAAAAUCAAGUCUACAGCCAAGAUCCUACGGUUUCAUCUCCGUGAGAAGAUGGAAGACAGUAUUGACACAACGCACGACAGCUCUUCGAGUGCCAAGAGCAAGACUAUUGAGUCGAUUCAUUCGGUCGCGCAUCAUUCCCCCAGCGAAAGUUCCGAGUCCGGCCAGGACAUCUACCAGCAGAGCCUCCUUCAUGACAAUUCUCCAGAAGACAAUGACUCCGUUGUUAACAGCCAUGGGAAGGUUUGCUUAUGGUGUGGACAUGAGUUGACAACUGGGCCGCCGGAGAGCAUUCAACGUGAUCAACGCCAUAAAGACUACGGAAACGGAAACAAAAACGAAGAUAAUAGUGAUGGUGAACAUCAAGGUGUCCACCACGAUAGCUCCGACGUUGGAUCAGCCCUUAUUUGGGAAACCUUGCCACGGACAAGCCCCCGCCCUUAUCAUACUGAAGGCUCGGUGAUGAUUCACACGAUCGCACCGGGAAGUUCCAGCCACUCUUUUCUACGUCGCAUGCAAAUGGACCAGAACGGUGAUAAAGAGAAUAGCCACAACAAACCUCAUAAUGAGACCCUGCACGAUAAUCAGCAAGACAACCAACAACAUGAGUCUGGCCUGGAAGGAGUUCCCACAGAGAAACUCCCACCUUUGCUGUACCGAUGGUAUGAUAGCAAUUCACACGGUUUCAAUUCGGAGGACGGCUUUCUAGCUGGAAUGUUCUGCGUAUCUGAAUUCUUUGAUCGGGAGGAAAUAUCUGAUGACCUGUUUCUAGCCUACUUCCGGAGCCAUGUGACAAAGAAAAAGAGCACAACGCCAUUCAUCUCCUCAUUCCGCUCCCCAUUGGCGCCAAUUCAUAGAGCGAUCCAUAGUCAAGAUGAUGCAAAGGUGGCCGUAAUCGACUGCUCAAAGCUGAAUACAAAGGUUUUCUAUGCUCAUCCACUGGCAAAGCACACCGAUACCUUCACCUAUAGCUGGAGAGGCUAUGGUGAGUUUCUGAUAUGGGGACGAAUUCCAAUUGAAGCAGUUGUCUUCACACUCAGGGUCAGCGAACUGGACCAAAUCGCACACUCGCACAAAGAUAUCAAUCGUCUCCUUCAAUUGCCACUCAUCCGCAAGAGCUUCCGGUGCAACGAGGUACUGCGUGAUUGCUUGGAGGCAAACAGAAAAUCGGCAUACAAGUCUGGUCGGACACUCGGAAAGCUGUUGACGCUUCUCCGAUUCCCACAUAUUCAUUGGGAAAACUUUGCUCGCUGGUUUGCUCAGUCAUGGGGAUGGAAUCGCGCUGAAGAUUCUGUGCAGUUCAUGAGCGGACUGCGAAGCGAGCUUCCGUACUUAGACCAAGAACUCUCUGAUUCGGAAAACGAGGGCUAUCUGGUCUCACCCCACAAAACGCCCCAAAAACUGGGUACAGGUCGUGAACCACACUCGCCCUCCAGAUCAGACUUGAAUUAUGAACCACCAGGUUCUGAAGAAAACUCGGAUUGGAGCUCCGAAAGGCAAGCUCUGGAUACUGCGGAAACGCAGUCAAUCUCGAUGGAGGACUGUAGCGAGACUAUUGAUGAUGGUCGGUUCUCCACACACGAGACCUUGUCCAGCUUUGGCGCAUGGGAGAAUCUGCAAUUUGACGAUUGUGGGCAAGAAACGGACUCGUUACCUCACACUCCCAGGGGCCAUGACGAGGCGUACAAUGACGACCAUAGUCAGGAAUGGCCCUCCGACGGUCAGAUGUGCUCGACGACCUCACGCCUCUUUUGUGUGGAAAUUAUUAGACGGUUGGGAAACAGUACCACCUCAUAA